Messenger RNA from Guillardia theta CCMP2712, 1674 nucleotides. RefSeq lists its product as hypothetical. Gene Ontology annotation, biological process: regulation of translational fidelity; 'de novo' cotranslational protein folding. Lineage: Eukaryota; Cryptophyceae; Pyrenomonadales; Geminigeraceae. Bases 1 to 1674 code for a protein of 557 amino acids. The record is from RefSeq and is a predicted model, not a curated record. Gene Ontology annotation, molecular function: Hsp70 protein binding; ribosome binding. Gene Ontology annotation, cellular component: cytosol. The transcript is spliced from 14 exons.
AUGGUCGCAUGGGCAUGGCGGGUAACGACGUGGUUGGCGCUGAUGCUGACGGCAUGGGCGGGAGAAGAAAGAGGAGGGCUGCGAGGAGCUGGACGAGCAGGAUGCCUCGCCCAUGCUGGUGUUGUGCCAAGAGGGUUGAGACAGUCGCAUGACGAUGCAAGUGGAACAAGUCCCUUUCGUGUUGUUACCCUCCCCGUCUCGAGGGGUUUGCAGAAUGAGGUCGUAGGAUCUAUAGCAGCCCCCAUCAGGAGAGAGAGCUAUGAACAUGCUGGAAGGUCUUACGAGGAGAGGAGGAUGAGACAUCUGGGAGCGGAACUCGACAGCGAGAAAGAUGACGAAGGGGACGGAGGGGACGGGGAGUCCAAGGACGCUGACGCGAAGCGGAGGGAACGAAGGCUGCAUGGGAUUGAUGCUGUGAAGCGUGCAUUGGCGGGAGAGGACGAUCUCUACUCGCUCCUUGGUCUUGGAGAGAGAAGGUGGCAAGCAGGAGAAGAUGAACUAAAAAAGGCCUACCAUCGAACGUCGCUGCUGUGCCAUCCGGAUAAAGUUGUCAGGCAUGGACUCGGCAGUGUGGAGGCUGCAGAUGAGGCGUACAAGCGCAUCAAUAGAGCGUACCAGAUUCUCAGCGACAAGAGCAAGCGCAUGGGCUAUGAUGCCGUUGACACGUGCACGGAUCAUUUGCCGACAGAAGAGGAGAUCAACGAGGGAGGGUUCUUCCCUGUUAUGUCCCACUACUUUGAGGUGAACGCUAGAUGGUCCACCAACCCACACGUGCCAGGCCUUGGAGACGAGAACACAACAUGGGCAGAGGUUGAAAAGUUCUACAACUUCUGGGAGAACUUCCAGACAUGGCGAGAUUUCACCUUCCAGGCUGAUGAGAAGCUCGAAAGUGCACAGAAUAGGUGGGAGCGAAGAGCGAUGAUCAAGGAUCACGACAAGGAGAUCAAGAUGAAGAGGAUAGAGGAGGCCAAUCGCAUACAGAGUCUUGUCCGGAUGGCAAAGGCGCAUGACCCUCGGAUCGCGGAAAGAGAGAGGAUGAAGAAGUUGGAGAAGGAGCGGAAGAAGGCGAUGCGACAAGCGAUGAAGCUCAAGGAGCAGCCGGUCAACAACCAGGACACGGAGAAGGAGAAGGAGGAGAAGGAGCAGUUGGCUGAAAGAGAAGAGAAGGUGAAAGCAAAGCAAGCCUACAAGGAGAACAAAUUCCAUGCACGGAAGGCACGUCAGGCGAUGAGACAGAUCUCCAAGGAGAUCUGCGAUGACGGUGAUGUACCAGGACUGAACAUGGAGGAGCUGUUACAGGACUCUGAUCCCAACGCUCUACGAGUGCUGGCUAGCGACUUAGGGAGGAUCUUGCAAGGGCAGGAAGCUCUUCUCUGGCAAUGCAAGGCUUCGGGAGAGUCCUUGUGCCUCAACCGUAUUCGCGAUCCCUCCUGCGACGACCUGCUGCAGAACCAGGAGAGAGUGAAGAAGGAGGAUCUGCUAGAUGAAGACUACUGCCAACUAACGGGGGAGGGAAAGGACAAGAAGGAGAGAUGUGCUCUUGCUCUCGAUGUGCUGAAAGAGGCAGCGAAACUUCUAUCGGAGGAGAAAGAAACGAUGCAUCGAGCGGCAGAGAGAGCGUCAGUUCUUUUCAACAUCACCCCAGAUACCUUCGUCGUCAACAGCUCGACUUGA